Iphiclides podalirius (scarce swallowtail) is the source of this 3072-nucleotide messenger RNA. Lineage: Eukaryota; Metazoa; Arthropoda; Insecta; Lepidoptera; Papilionidae. The record is from the annotation of a GenBank genome assembly.
AUGGAGGUGACGGGCGCGGGGAAAUCCCCAAAUGCAACUUUGUCAUUUAAGUAUAAUGCUAACAAUGAGGAGCUAGAAGAACUAUUUCAGCCGUGUGAAGACGAUCCUCCAACACCACAAUGUGAACCACCUGUUAAAGAGCCAGUAAGUGCAAGUCCAAAACGUGGAGACAAAACCUCCAUUAUAGAUAAAUAUUUUAAGUCUAUUCGUAAUGAAAAACCCAAUGAAAAAACAGAGGAUGCCAAGGUGGUUGAGAAUAAAUUUCCAGAAGAGAGCCGUAGUUCAAUGCCUCCAAAAGAAGUGACCUCAUCUCCUAUGAAAGAUUACCUAAAUCGCUUAGGAAAAAGGAGCACAUCAGAUGUUAUACCAGAAGCAAAAGAUAGUGGUAAUGAAACUUGGAAGAUAUUUCAUGAUUUCAAAUUUAAAAUAGCUCAAGCUGUUGAAGAUAUGAAGACUCGUUCAGUAGAUGAAACUAAAGACAGAAGUAUACCAAGAGAGAGUUCAACAUCAGAUUCUGAAGAGAAUUCUGCAAUCAAAGAUACAGACCAACAAAGUGUUGGAGACACUGAUAAUCAGGUUUCAUCACUUGACAGUAGCUUGCAAAAUCUCUCUGAAAUGACUCAACCAAUAACUGCAAAGGCUUCUGAGCAGGAGCUAAGCCUUUCUGCAAAUAAAAACCAAUUGGAUUCUAAUGAAGAUACACAUAAAAAUAUAGUAAAUAAUGAACCAGCAGAUGUUCCUAGAGAUGAUAGUAUAGAAAUUGAAUCUGGUGUAGAAGCUUUAGAAGAUACAAUAGAAGUCUUUGGUGACAUUUCACAGCAGAAUUCGGACACUCCGGAAAAGAAACCCAGUGAAUUCACAAUCACUCAAUCCCCUAUAGCACCAACUGACUUCAACUUUCCACCCAGCAGAAAUGAUUUGCACAGCUCAGAACUGCCAAAUAAACCAAAGGCUGUACUGUUCACCUACACUAUGUGUCCCGACUAUGAUCCCUUUACUUACCACAUAAACAAAACUACUACAGCCUUCAUGAAGUUAGAAGGUUGUAAUUUACGGAUAUCUUACACAAAAACCAAAAUAGCCAAACGGGCACUAUGGGACGAGAAGAUAGACAAUGUGACAUUUUACCAGCACAGACUGUACAACUUGACCGGGGCCCGAAUUAUUUUGCUGCCCAAGGGUCUCGUAAAGAGGAGACAGUGGAGCAAAAAAUACCCGAUUUGCGUCAUACUGAACGAAAAGGAGAAGAUUCAAGUUUUGGAGAAGGAAAGCGCCGCCGUGGAGAAGAAGAUUUCGGAGUCGACUGACAAGAGAGGCAAAGAGACGCAGCCCGCCAACGAUACGGAGAGCGCAGAGGCAAACACGAGCCCUGAGAAAAAGAAGAAAUUCGUUUGGAGACGAAGGGAAAAGAGCAAUUCGCAAAGUGAAGGCGAACCAGGGAGGGAGGGACUGCGCCAUAGGCUGGUGCGGAAAAUUCAUCGAGACAAGCGUUCGGACAGCGUGCCCUCUUCUUCGGAGGCGGAGGCCGGUCACGAGAGGGCUCAGCCCGAGGAGUGCCCCACUCCCGAGCCUGACGCCGACCUGACCUCGAGGUCCGUCACCAGCGCCAGGGAAGAGGUCAACGAUGACGACAUCGAUGACAGCGAACUGUCGCGCAUCAAGGAGUUGCUGGACGAAGCCGAACUGGACGGCAGCGCGGACGGAGCGGCCGAGGGCGAGUGGAGUCUCCAUGUGAAACAGUCCAAAGACAACCAUUCGCGCUUGUUCCUGUUCGCGCGCACCGGUCGGGACAAGCAUGAGUGGUACCGUCGCCUCAACACGGCGAUAUCGGAGGCGCAAUCCGGCGAGACGUCCGCUGCCGAUGCCCGCCCGGCCGAGACUACGCAGGAGACUAAAGACGGCGUCGAGCUGGCCGUCUUCAAGCUCUCGGAGAAGGAGACGGUGGCCUUUGCUAAGAGCAAAACGGGUGACCCGGUUUCCGAGGGCGUGACCAUUACCACGUCGCGCCCUCUAUCGCCUCAAGUUGAAACUUUCGAGAAGACCUUCUGGCCAUACCUAUUCAAAAUCAUACAGCCGCAGACGGUGGGCGUCGAGUGCGCGUGCCGCACCUUGCCAGCCGAGGUGACCUGGGUGAACACGGUGCUCGCGAGGCUGAUGUUCGACGUGAUGCGUGACCCGGCCACCAUCGCUCGCCUGCAGAACAGGAUACAGAGGAAGCUCAACACGCUCAAGCUGCCGUCGUUCAUGAGCCCGCUGCUGGUGACGGAGCUGUCGCUGACGGGCGCCUGUCCGCUAGUGCGCGGCGUCUCUCAGCCCUCGUGGGACGAGCGGGGCGUGUGGCUCGACGCCGACCUGCGGUACGACGGCGGCGCGCACAUCGCGAUACUCACCCAGAUCAACCUAAUGAAGCUCAAGGAGAAGAACAUGACUUUGGAAGACCAAAUGUUGACGACCAGUGAGAAUGUCGAAGAGACCGAGGUGAAAGCUUCCUCGUCGUCGGUUGGCCCCGAGAACCUUCUAAGAAGAAACAAACCCGCCAUUUACGACUCCGAAAUCGAGGAUUCGGCGGAAUCUAGCAGCGACGACGAGAGCCCGCCAAUGCAGCCCGUCGACAGCAAGCUGUACAUCGCACCAGCUGAGUCGCCGUCAGCUAUAGCGGAGGGCGGGUCGUCAAAGAAGAAAUUCCUACGGAUGGUCGACAAGAUUGCCACAAAUAAAUACUUCCAACAGGUGACGGACUACAAGUACGUGAAGCGGGCCAUGGAGGGCCUCUCGAACACGGACAUCAAGCUGCAGCUAGAAGUGCACGGGCUGGAGGGGCGCCUCGCGGUGAACCUGCCCCCGCCGCCCCACGACCGCGUAUGGAUCGGAUUCCGCACCAACCCGCAGCUGGUGCUCCGCGCUAGGCCGGCCGUCGGGGCCCGGGCGCUCCGCUUCGCGCACAUCUCCAACUGGAUAGAGCAGAAGCUCACCAGGGAGUUCGAGAAGGUGCUGGUGCUGCCCAACAUGGAGGACAUCCUCGUGGACCUGAUGACGCCGACGCCCGUGCGCUACGAGUACAAAUGCUGCUAU